Messenger RNA from Erpetoichthys calabaricus (reedfish), 3656 nucleotides. Its product is annotated as zinc finger protein OZF-like. The transcript is spliced from 4 exons. Lineage: Eukaryota; Metazoa; Chordata; Cladistia; Polypteriformes; Polypteridae. Bases 160 to 1767 code for a protein of 535 amino acids. The record is from RefSeq and is a predicted model, not a curated record. Gene Ontology annotation, biological process: regulation of transcription by RNA polymerase II. Gene Ontology annotation, molecular function: DNA-binding transcription factor activity; RNA polymerase II cis-regulatory region sequence-specific DNA binding.
GGAAACUGAAGGCACGCUGUUGUCUCUCAUUGUGCGAUACACUAGACGAGAGCUGAGUGUUGAUAGAGCGAAGCAAGAGACGGGAUCAUUUUAUAAAGAAUAACAUUACCGUGAGACACAGGAUAGAAAGAAGAAGCUGCUCUUUAAUGUAAUACUUAAAUGGAUAUAACACGGGAGAUGUAUCAGGCUGACAUACAUAUCAUGGAGGAAAGGACCAUAAAUGUUAAAAAGGAGGACUGUGAGUGUGAGCCUGUCCACCCUGAACAGGAGAGUCUGGGCAUUAAGGAUGAGGACUGUGAACUGGGGUCAGUGGACAUUAAAGAAGAGGCUGAAGAGACGUCUGUCAGCAGUGCGACUGACAUCCAUACAAAUGUGGAGAGUGUCAAGGAAGACGACCUUCAUUACGAACAUCAAGAUGAUGCAGUGACUGCAUUAACCUCUUGUGAAAGCACACACUCUUCAUCUCUGGCGUCGUCUGUCAAUGUGAAGUCUGAAUCAUUACAGUCUAACACAGAGGAGAAUGAAGAAAAUUCAUCUCUUACAACUUGGAAAGAUCAGCCGGUGCUUUCAAAGAAGUCUAGAAAAACUGGCUCAGAAGGUAGGGGUUCACAUGUGACAACUCCAGAGCAUUCCAAACAAGGACAGUUGACUGAAAGAAGUAAAAGAGACGGAAUCGAGUAUGGCUGUUCUUCUGAAUGUGGUAAACAAAUCCAUAAAAGGAGUACACUUGGGAGCAUUCACGCAGGAGAGAAGCCAUACUGCUGUUCUGAAUGUGUCAAGCAGUUUUCACAUAGAAACUACCUUCCGAUCCACAAAAUGAAUGAAAUGGCAGAGAAGCCAUAUUGCUGUUCUGAAUGUGGUAAACGGUUUUCAAGAGGAAGCAACCUUAAGAGCCACAAAAGAAUGCAUACUGGUGAGAAACCAUAUUGUUGCUCUGAAUGUGGUAAACAAUUCUAUCGCAAGAGUGGUCUUCAGAGCCACAAAAGCAUUCAUAUAGGAGAGAAGCCGUAUGACUGUAAUACAUGUGACAAACGGUUUUCACAAAGAAGGACUCUUCAGCUCCACCAAAGAAUUCACACAGGAGAGAGGCCGUUUUGCUGUAAUAAAUGUGGCAAACAGUUUUCGCAAAGAACCUACCUUCAGAGCCACCAAAGAAUUCACACAGGGGAGAAGCCAUAUUGCUGUUCUGAAUGUGGCAAACAGUUUUCACAAAGAGGCCAUCUUCACACCCACAAAAGACUUCACACAGGGGAGAAGCCGUACUGCUGUUCUAAAUGUGGCAAACAGUUUUCACAAAGAAGCUAUCUUCAGAGUCACCAAAGAAUUCACACAGGAGAGAAGUCCUAUUGCUGUUCUGAAUGUGGCAAACAGUUUUCACAAAGAAGCUACCUUCAGAGUCACCAGAGAAUUCACACAGGAGAGAAACCGUAUUCCUGUUCUGAUUGUGGCAAACAGUUUUUACAAAGAAGGAAACUUCAGCUCCACCAAAGAAUUCACACAGGAGAGAAACCGUAUUGUUGCUCUGAAUGUGGCAAACAGUUUUCACAAAGGAACUACCUUCAGAUCCACCAAAGAAUCCACACAGGAGAGAAGCCAUAUAGCUGUUCUGAAUGUGGCAAACAGUUUUUACGAAAAAGGAAUCUUCAGGUUCACCAAAGAAUUCACACAGGAGAGAGGCCAUUUUGCUGUAAUCAAUGUGGUAAACAGUACCCUUCUAUAGGCAGUCUGAAGAGACACUCUACACUUCACAUGAGAGCAAAGCCUUGAAGGAGAAAAUUGUCAGGUGAAGAAGGAACAAAUGUAUCCCUCUUAACUACUCAAUACUUGAUAAGUACAUUUAGGUGGUGGGCUUAAUUGGAUGAGAUCCAUACCCUGCCUUAUUAAGGUAAACUUACAGUUAAAAAAAUAAAAACAAAUCCAAGAAAUUAAUUCAUUCUGUGCACUUGUCUCCUCGCUUACAAUGGUACCAACCCUCUGCUCUGUUGGACAAAGUGGGCAUUGCCCGUUCUACGCUUGUUAAGGAAGAUUUAACAGACAUGCAGGCAUCCAGCUUCACCUCCACCCACUUCCAUUCCAAACUAAGUGACUGAACUCCAGCUUGUACCAGGAUCUCCCUGGACUUCUUCUGAUAACAAAGGUGUAAUUUAAUGUUGAGCUAAGUCCUUUUCCAGAUGUCCGUCUGCAGGAUUAUUGAGUCAGAAGGCACAAAAUAAAGUCGAGUAAGAACAAAGCUCUAAAUCAUUGAAUUCUGACUCUGAUUUUGACGGACAGAAGAACUUGCUGUGAGGACACACUAAUUUACUAACUGGAAGUAACAUUAAUACAGUCAGUCCCUUCAAACUAGUCACACUCGUCCCAUUCAAAAUACUCUCUGGACACUCUCACUGAAUUCCCUGGAGAUACUCUUAGGGGAGGUGGAACUCGCCAAAAUGACUGAAAACCUCUGAAACCUGCUCCCUGAAAGUAAAAGCUAAUGAGCCGUUAUCUGUUUGGGGAGCUAAAAACUGGCAACCUAUUUCUCCGUGCAUCAGAAAUUGAGAAGUAUCUCUGCCAAGCCAAGCUGUGGGCCAUUGGGCUGAAAGGGCUGGGAAACAGCCGUCACUUCAAGAAGGCUACUCCAGCAUCUAAGCUCUUGUGCCAGAAACAGUAACGCAUUUUAUUAAAUUGCAGAUGACACAAAAAAGCAGCAUCAGCAAACACCACGAACUAAGAAUCACACAGUAAAGAGGAUGUGUGCACUCCAACGCAAGAAGAAUUCUCCACUUGAACCCGGAGCAGUAACGACUCCAAAGAACAUCGGACAUCACCUUUAAAGAUUUUUUUUUUUUUAUCGUAUCUGUGCCCCAAUAAAUUAGAACUCUAAAUAGCAAUUAAACAGCUAGCCUCUCUGCAUUAUAUUUUUGUCAGAAACAGAAAUGUUUCACUCUGUUACUAAUAUUCUAAUGAUGAAUCAUUCUGACCUGGGAAUGCUGAGAAUUUCAAUGAUGGGGGGACAAAUGUCUGCCAGCAUGAUCCAUUCCUGGACACCACAAACUGGAUCUGCUAUUCAGGUUUCAAUGUAUUUAAAUAGUGGGUAGCACUGCUGCCUCGCAGUUAGGAGACCUGGGUUCACUUUCUGGGUCCUCCCUGCGUGGAGUUUGCAUGUUCUCCCCGUGUCUGCAUGGGUUUCCUCCCACAAUCCAAAGACAUGCAGGUUACGUGCAUUGACAAUCCUAAAUUGUCACUAGUGUGGGCUUGUGUCCUGCGGUGGGCUGGCACCUUGCCCGGGGUUUGUUUCCUGCCUUGCGCCCUGUGUUAGCUGGGAUUGGCUCCAGCAGACCCCCGUGACCCUGUAGUUAGGAUAUAGAGAGCUGGAUAAUGGAAGGAUGAAUAUAUUUAAAUAUGAACAAGUGUCUGACCAGCACACUGCCACCUACAGGCCUGUUCUCGAAUGGCAGCAUCUCUCAUCAUCCAAGCCAGACACUGUUAUGUGUGUUUGGUGGGGGGUUAUUGCUUACUUUAAAACUUUACAGAUGCUCAAGAAUAUAAAUAUUAGUUUCUCCUUUGGAACAAGUAAUAACUUUACAUAGCAUCUUAUUGUACUUUUACAUGCAACUCAAGGUGUUUUUCGCAGAGUAAUCAACAAAAACAAUAAAGAUAUACAAUAGCUACUUGGA